ACAAUAAGUUGCUAAUAAGAGUUGACCAACAGUCUAGUAGUAAUAGUAUGGAAUAACACUAGUUAUAAACUGGGUGGUUCCAGCCCUGAAUGCUGAUUGGCUGACUGCCAUGACCGUAUAUCACGGGGUUUACUUCUAUAAUGGACGGAAUAGAGAACCCAUAUAUUUACACAUCAUAACCACGGCAUCGUCCCCGUCUAUGACUGCAGGCAUGGCCCUGUUCAAGCAGCAGACAGUGGAGGAUUUCUACGAGAUCGGAGAGGAAUUAGGAAGCGGUCAGUUUGCCAUCGUGAAGCGUUGCUGGGAGAAGAGCACAGGGCUGGAGUUCGCCGCUAAGUUCAUCAAGAAACGUCAGAGCCGAUCCAGCCGGCGGGGGGUCAGGAGGGAGGAGAUAGAGAGAGAGGUCAACAUCCUACAGCAGACACAACACGCCAACAUAGUCACCUUCCACGAUGUCUACGAGAACCUCACCGACGUGGUGCUCGUCCUGGAGCUGGUGUCUGGGGGAGAGCUGUUUGACUUCCUGGCCCAGAAGGAGUCUCUGAGUGAAGAAGAGGCAACUCAGUUUAUCAAACAGAUUCUGGAGGGGGUCCACUACCUACACUCUAGGAAGAUAGCACACUUUGACCUCAAGCCUGAAAACAUCAUGCUGUUGGACAAGAACGUGCCAUUGCCAAGGAUCAAACUAAUCGAUUUCGGACUCGCUCACAAAAUCGAGGCGGGGGCAGAGUUUAAAAACAUUUUUGGGACUCCUGAAUUUGUGGCCCCAGAGAUAGUGAACUACGAACCGCUGGGACUGGAGGCAGAUAUGUGGAGUAUAGGAGUCAUCACCUACAUCCUGCUGAGUGGAGCGUCUCCCUUCCUGGGAGAGACUAAACAGGACACGCUGGCCAACAUCUCAGCCAUGAACUACGAGUUCGACGAGGAGUUCUUCUGUAGAACCAGUGAACUGGCCAAAAGCUUCAUACGGCAGCUACUGGAGAGAGACAAGAUGAAGAGGUUAACUAUUCAAGAUGCCCUCAACCAUCCCUGGAUCAAGUCUAAUGAGUGCAAGGAGGAGACUCCCAUCACCAAGACCCCGGACCAGACCAAGACCCCUGACCAGACCAAGACCCCGGACCAGACCAAGACCCCGGACCAGACCAAGACCCCUAAGAAGCGCGAGCGCCGUCAGCUGAAGACCAAACGUCUCAAGGAGUACACCAUGAAGUCCCACUCCUCCAUGCCCCCCAACAACACCUACGUCAACUUCGAACGCUUCGUCCAGGUAGUGGAGGACAUCAGCCGGAUGGAGGGCUCCUUCACUGGGCUAGCCUCGGCCCACGACUCCCUGCAGGAGGACAUCGACGCCUUGGUCUCCGUCUACAACCACAAGGAGUCCUGGUACAAGGAGGAGAGCGAGGGGGUCCGUCACCAGCUGUCUCAGAUCCGCUACGAGUUCCGUAAAGUGGAGGCGAUGAAGAGGAGCCUGCAGGAUGAGAUGAAGGUGGUGGACGUUAGCGUCAGUGACGUUAGCGCCCGCUACCAGGAGAGGAAGAGACACUUUGACGCCCUGAGACAGGAGCUGAGCGACGAGCUGAAGUGGGUGCAGGACGUGGUGGGGUCGUUAGGGGUCACGGGCGGGGUCGCGGACGGGGUCGGAGGAGGAGGGGGCUACCUCAACUGUAACUUCUCCACUGUGUUUAAUAAUGACGUGAAUGAAGCACUGAAGGAAAUGCUGAACAGAAGCUGUGGAGGAGAUCUGCUGUCUGGGAUCAGCCUGGACCUCAGUGAGUCUGGACUGAAGAGAUAGUAUAGUAUAGUAUAGUAUAGUAUAGUAUAGUAUAGUAUAGUAUAGUAUAGUAUAGUAUAGUAGAGUAUCGGCCUGGACCUCAGUGAGUCUGGACUGAAGAGAUAGUAUAGUAUAGUAUAGUAUAGUAUGGUAUAGUAUAGUACAGUAGAGCAUUAACCUGGAACUGACUGCGUUGGUAUAGUUAGUAUAGUACAGUAUAGUAGUUUAGUAUAGUAGAGUAUCUUAUAGUAGUAGAGUAUCGUAUAGUAGUAGAGUAUAGUAUAGUAGUACAGUAGAGUAUCAACCUGGACCUGACUGAGUCUGGACAGUAUAUUAUAGUACAGUAUAGUAUAGUACAGUAUGGUAUAGUACACUAUAGUAUGGUAUAGUACAGUAUAGUAGUAGAGUAUAGUCUCAUCUAGUAGUAGAGUAGAGUAUCCACAUGGACCUGACUGAGUCUGGACAGUAUAUUAUAGUACAGUAUAGUAUAGUAGUAGAGUAUAGUAUAGUAGUAGAGUAUGGUAUAGUACAGUAUGGUACAGUAUAGUACAGUAUGGUAUAGUACAGUAUGGUAUAGUACAGUAUAGUAUA
Molecule: messenger RNA, 2362 nt
Organism: Oncorhynchus gorbuscha (pink salmon)
Lineage: Eukaryota; Metazoa; Chordata; Actinopteri; Salmoniformes; Salmonidae
Gene: dapk2a
Product: death-associated protein kinase 2a
Exons: 10
Coding region: 110-1792 (560 amino acids)
Biological process (GO): intracellular signal transduction; positive regulation of apoptotic process; protein phosphorylation
Cellular component (GO): nucleus; cytoplasm
Molecular function (GO): protein serine/threonine kinase activity; ATP binding
Source: RefSeq, a predicted model, not a curated record